AUGUCUCUCUUCUCCAAGGUCAGGAAGGCGAAGGAAGCAGCCAAGAAUCACCAUAAUUCUACACAUGAACAAACAGCAGAAUAUCAACCUCCACCCGCCUUAUGCAAACAUAUCCCAACACAUGCCGCUCAAGAUACCCAAGCUGCGGGCCUAGCAAUGUGGACUCCCGGAGAAAAAAGGGCUCGAAUUGCCGCUGCAAGAAAGAGGAGGAGCGAGGUGACGGUAUCACUCAACCACUGCCACUCUCCUAGCGAUGUCGGAAUUCUAGCUAGGAAUCGUUCAUGUAUCCAUAAGGCGACUGAAGACGAUAUUUCGAUAGAGUCAGUGAUGUAUAAGCCUCAGCCCCAGAGCUACCAACCAAAAGCGCCCCGCGAUACUUACCAACCCGAGUCGCGAGAGGAGUACCAUGCUUUCUCAAACCCACGAGACGUUCCUGUUCAGCCUCCUCGGAGAAAUUGGCCCUCUUAUCAUCGCCAUGUCAGGAGCAGCUCGUUCAUGACAAGGAGAAAAAGCCAUUUUUCUCACGUCGCCACAGAAAAAAGUGAGUUACCUGGUGUCCGUGCUAUGCUAUCGAAAUUCAUGCUCCAAGUAGAGCCCGAGAAUACCUUCCCACAAAGCUCGCAAAACUCGACUUGCUCUGCAGUCUCUCCAAAGACGUCAUCGAUCGAAAGCGCACCGCCUACGGAAACUUCUCCUAAACGCAGCUCUAGUAGUCAACGGGCUCGAAUGUUAUCUAAGCCCAAACCCCCUGGAUACAAGCAACAACCAAUCGUGGAAAUCUCGAUGCCGUAUAGCUCUGACGACGAGCAUAGCAUCGCAUCGAGCACCAUACCGGCCUGGCGGUACGAAGAUUUUACGAGGGAGACAGAGAGUCCUACAAUAGUUGAGUCUAUCAGCCAUAGUAACUCGAUUGCUUCACGGAAAGGGUCGUUUUCACGGUCUCUCUUCCACAGGAGGAAAAUAUCUGUCAUGUCACAUUGA
Lindgomyces ingoldianus is the source of this 981-nucleotide messenger RNA. RefSeq lists its product as uncharacterized. The record is from RefSeq and is a predicted model, not a curated record. Lineage: Eukaryota; Fungi; Ascomycota; Dothideomycetes; Pleosporales; Lindgomycetaceae. The transcript is spliced from 2 exons. Bases 1 to 981 code for a protein of 326 amino acids.